Molecule: messenger RNA, 6132 nt
Organism: Centruroides sculpturatus (bark scorpion)
Lineage: Eukaryota; Metazoa; Arthropoda; Arachnida; Scorpiones; Buthidae
Exons: 18
Coding region: 150-5852 (1900 amino acids)
Source: RefSeq, a predicted model, not a curated record
UUGAUAAAACAGAAAAAGUUAAUUCAGAAAUUUAUUUGAGACAUAAAAUUUCUGACAUUAUUCAAAAUAUUAUUUUUCUUCUAAGAGCUUCAAAUUUAAUUGUUCCAAUUAUUUGUGAUUAUGUUACAUUCCUACAAAAUAUUCAAAAUAUGAUUCCCGAUUAUCCAAUUCACCAAUUAUAUUCAAUUAUUGAAACAUUAAAAGUGGAAGAAAAAGUUCAAUAUUCAUUUGAUAAUUUCAAGAAUGAUAAUUUUUCUCAUAUUUGUUUUUAUUAUUUUCAAUUAAUUUGUGCUCUACUUUGGAUGAUGCAUGUAAGAGAUAAUUUUUCACAGUCUUAUCGUAAAAUUCAAGAUAAUUUCAUUUUUUCACAAUCAAGCAGAAAAAGAAAUUGGGCAAAUUACACUCAUGAUGCUGUUUAUAAAGACUUACUCAAAUGGGCUGUUAAUCUUUAUCCAUUUCAAUCAUUUUUUCAAAAUGAUGUUCUUGAACAUAUAAUAAUAAAUGUUGUUCUAGAAUUACAACCAUCAGAAGAGAUAACUGAAUACCUGGCAACUGUUUUUUUUAAUCAUGAUACACUUAGCACAAAUAUUAAAAAAUUGUUACUUGAAUUACUUGAAGAAUGGAAAACUAUAAAUGUAAAUAGUGUUGAAGGGAAUUUAUUUUCUCAGGAAGAAGGAAGUGAGUUGAAUGAAAAUGAAAAAAUUGAUGAAGACAGUAAAAUUAUUUUUCAAAAAGCAUUGCAAAAUAAUAUCUCAAAUGCUGAAAAUAACAGUAAGAAUGAUUCUAUGAAACUAAAAUCUCUUUAUGAUAUAUUUUUGCUUAAAUGUCAAAGACAAAGAGAGAAAACAGAUAGAUUUCAAACUUUGUUAGGUACCAGUACAUAUAAAAAUUCAUAUAUAUCUUCAACCUUAGAUGAUGCUUACAUAGUUAGUUUAUUUUCUUUUGAAUUGGAUGAUUCAUAUGUGGAAUUUUUAGAAAUGUUUUUAGAUAUAAAUGCUUUUAAGUAUUUGAGUCAAGAUAAUGCAGAUAGAUUAAAUAUACCCUUAAUCCCACUUUAUGCUGAAAAUAUAAGGGAGCAAAUAUAUCAAAAAAAUAAAAGCUUAUUUAAGAAAAGAAGUCAAUUUAUAUUUCCUAUUAUAAGCAACUUAUGGAAAAAUUAUUGUUGGAAAGAAGAGCAUAAAAAUAGCAAUAAACAAACAAGAAAGAUUUUCAAACCAAAAUCCUCAUCAACUCCUCAAAUAAAAAAUGUUAAAAAUUUGCAGAAAGAUUUUUCAAAUAAAGAAAUAAUAAGAGAAGGGUCCAAUUUAGAACUAUCUUCUACCAAUUCAAAAGAGUUUCAUCAACAGCAAAUUAAUUUAUUUCUUCAAUAUGUAGAUUCUAAAUUUAAAGAAAUGGAAGAUAAAAUUGAUUGGUUAUGUUAUUGGGCAAAAAAUUAUCCUAUAUGCUCUUUAGAAAAUGAUAUCUUAAAUGAAAGACCAAAAUUAAAAGUUGAAAUUCAUCCAAUUCAAAUUUUAUAUGCUUUGUAUCAUUUGAAAACAAAUUUUAAAUUUGUAAAACAUGUUGAUGAAAAAAAUGAUGAUAAAAAUGAAAAAUACAUUGAAGAAACAUUAAUACAUAAUAGUGAAAUGAUUGAUUCUAAAAUUGUUUCUGAUAGUAAUUCACAUCUGUCUGAGAAGACAAAUGAUAAUUUUAAAUCUGAUUUCUGUACUUAUGUGGAACCCACCAAAGAAGUCAAUCUUUGUACUAGUUUGAAACAAAGUAUUGUGUCAUUAAAAGAACAAUUGAAUAAUUGGAGAGUUAAAAGGUCAGAAAUUGCUAAUAAUGUUCAUUUGAAACUUAAUGAAGCAUUACCAAAGAAUAUGAAUAGUAUUUCAUCAGAGGAUGUAAGGGACAAAUUACCAAAUAAUGAAGCUGUUCCUAUGCAAAGGUUGAUGCAGAAUGAUGUUUAUUCUUUUCAAGAUCAGAAUGAGAAUGACAUACAUUAUUCAUCUUCAAGAGUUAGUAAAUUUUUAUCUCUUCCAAAAGUCAAAACUCAAGAGUUUGAAACUGCAGUCAAUUCUGAAAACACUAGUUCAUUAACAUCAGUUACAAAAUUACCUUCUGGAAGUGGAACUAGUUCAACAAAUGAAGGAAAUAAAUUAUCCUCAUAUUCCAAUCAACCUGUUGUUUAUCCUACAACAUCAAAGCUUACAAGUAAAGCCAAUAAGAAUGGGAAAUGCUUGAAAAGAGUUAAUUUUACCAGAUAUGAAGAUUUAUUUGCAGAUAGAAAUAAUAAGUUACCCAGAACUUAUACAAAUAUUGGCAUUCAAACUUCAGUAAAUGAAGAAAAUGAAUUUAGUAAUAGGGAAAACAGACAUGCUGUUCGUGAGAUGUUAACUUCAACUGUUCAAGGAACUUUCUGUCAAGAAUUAAGAAAUAUGGCUGAACAAAUGGGUUUAAGCUUUAUUGCUGGUGCUAUUGGAUGUAUUAGUGUACAGUCACAGCAAUCAAGAACUUAUCUUUCAAAUGCAAAUACUCAGACAGAAAUUAUAGAUGCUAAUGUGUCAAAUUCAAGCUGUAAAAAUCAAACAAAAAAUACUAAUCAUAAUGUUGCUGAACAAAUUUCGUUACAGAGGAAGACAGAUGAACACAUAACAAUGAAUAAAGAAUCAUCUGAGAUAAGAGUUUCAAGUAAUUUAAAAUUAAACUCAAACCAUAACAGAACACAAAAAGAUAUUGGACAUAAUCUUAUUGGUAUAAAGUCAUUAGAUGAUUGCAAGAAUGAUAAAUUGUUUCAUAAUGUUAGACAUUCUCAUCGAUCAUUGCAUGCUGUUGAGGAAGAAAUGGAUUCUGGUAAAGAUGUUACUCCCGACACUCUAGAUGAAUUAUCAGGAAUUGAAAUUUCUAUUGACUCUUGCUUUGAUAAUACUACUACAGAGAAGGAUCCUACAUUUUCAUUCAAACUUGAAGAAUAUGUAAAUAAAAUAAUUUCAUUUCCACAUGUUUUGACAUAUGAUAAAAGUGUAGACAAAACUUGUUUUCAAAAUAAAAAUCAUCAGUUUUUAACAAUAAACCAGAAAUUUAAAGAAAAUAAUAAUUUUUGUUAUCAGCUUUUAAAUAUUCCAAACAAGCAACCAAAAGAAGAAUUAUUUAAACUGCCUCUUAAGUCACAAUAUGAAUUAAUAAGCCAUUGGAAUUUAAAUGCUACAACAGAAAAGAAAAAUUCAGAUAUUAGAUCAAUGCUACCUGAUUUAUUAAAAUCAAAAUCAGUAAAAAAUAAAAAUAUUCCUCUUUUACAAUAUUCUGAAAAUAAUUAUGGACCUUUACUGUACUUAGAAGAAGAACAAAAUCAUAAGUUUAUUACACAGAAGAAUUUAAAAAAUAAACAAAAUGAAAAUUUACCCAUGAAUUAUGUUCAGGAUUACCUUUUGAAGAAGAAUAAGUUGGCAAAAAAGUUUGAAAGAAGGACAAAACAUAACUCUGGAAGCUCUUCUGAAAGCAAUAGUGAUAGAAGUGAAUUACCAUCAAAAACAAAAGAUGUUACUCAUGAUCAUUCUAAAAUGAAAGAAAAAACAUUAAAGAUAUUAUCUAGUGAUACAAUAUUAAAGCAGUUACAACAACAUUCUCAUUUUCAUUCAACUCAGACCAGUCAAACGUAUGCAGAUAUUCAAUACAAUGUAGUCUCUAAACUAAAACUGGAUACCAAAAAGGCUGAUACUGCACUUACAACUAGCAGAUCUGAAGUUAAGAAUAUUGAAACACUAACAGAUGAAAAUUGCUUCUUUGGAAAUGAUAAAACUACUAGAGAAUUUGGAAUUCAAACAUCUUUAAUAUUUAAUAAAAGCGAAAAUUAUGAUAAAAUAGUUGAAAAACCACUAUUAGAUGAUGAUGAAAAUAGAAAAGUAUACGAAAAUCCAAUUACAGAUAAUGAAUCACAGAAAAUUUUACAAGAAAAUAUUCAAAGAGAAAUAGAAAAUAAACAGAAGCAAGUAAACAGUUUAAAUUUUAAAAAUAUUUUAGAUCAUUUAAUAGAUGAAAAUUUAUCCUCUGAUGGUGAAUUAGUUCAACUUCUUGAAAAUUCAAAGCAAAAUAUUGAAAAAAUUGAUCCUGAGUUAAAAAAUGAGCCCAGGCUAAAUAAUGAAAAUAAAUUUGAAACUGAAACAGACAAGACACAAAUUUUAGAAGAUAACCAUGUUGAAAAUAAUAAUAAUUGUAAACCUGAUUUAAAAAGUAUAAGUGUAAAUACUGAAAAUGAAUUUCAAGUUGAAAUAAAACAUAAUGAAAGUUUAGAAUUUAAUGAGAUAGAAAGUAGCAAAAACCAUAACUUGAAAACAAGUAAAGAUAAUGAAAAUAAUCAUCAAACUUUAAUAAAAGAGGAACAAAUGUUAGAAAAUAGUGAAAGAGAGAAAUCUGAAUGUAAAGUAAAAACUCAAAAUGAAAACUUUAGUUUUCAUGGUAACAAUCUUUUACAAAGAAAUACUGUUGAAAAUCAAAUGAAAGAAGAAAUUAAAAUUACAGAAAGUAAUGGAAGAGAGAAAAAUUUAUGUGAUGUUGGUGAUCAAUUGACACAAGAAUUAUUAGUGGGAAAUCAGGAUUAUGUUAGAAGAUAUUUAAUAAGUCAUGAUUCUGAUAAAGGAAAAUAUAAAAUUAGUGCUAAAGAAUCUCUUAAUCAUCAGUUAUUAAAAAUGCAAGAAAAAUUGGAUGCAAUUGAAAAAGUUUCAGAUACAAUGAAAGAAGAAAUUAAUUCAGCACAAAAGGCUGUAUCAUCAAUGGAGAAUUUGAAUCAUUUUUAUUUAUCUGAAAAAAUAUCUACAGCUACAUAUAUUGAUAAAAUAAAAUCUGUUGUGUUACCCAAUAAAGAGCAUAGAAAAAGGAAUUGGCUGUUUUCUGAAAUAAAAUUUCCAGAGGAAACCAAUAAAAUAUCACCAGUUGUAGAUACAAUUACUGAAGAAACUAGUUCGUCUGUAAUACACGAUAAACAUACUAAAGAUGAGAAAAAUACAGAAAUGCAUAAGGUUCCACAAGUAUUUCCUAGAACAGAAAUGAAUAAAAUAGAUCCCAGAAGAGAAAAGCAACUUGAUAAUUUUGAUAAACGAACAAAAAGUGCAAUUGCUUUACUAAAUGAAUUAGCAGAAGAUAAACAUAUUUUACAAAUCAAAGAAGCUCAAUUAACAAGAAAUACAGAAAAAAAAUUAAGUAGCAAUGAGCAUAAAUUAACAAAAUAUCAAUCAUACAAAAAAUCAUCUAACAGCAGAUCAUCUAUUAAAAGAAAUAGAAUGCCAUAUAAAACUGCAAGAGAAACUAAUUAUCCAUAUUUCUUAAAUAAUAAUAUUCCUAAAAUAUUUACAAAUAAAAUUAAGUGUAUAAAAAAUAAAAAGUCAGAAAAUCUAAAAUCUAAAUGCACUUCUGCUAAUCUUGGAGAUACAUUUAUAAUUAAAAAUAAUGAAGAUGAAGAUUUUGCUAGCAUACAGCAGAAAGCUUAUCAAUCACUGAGAAAAUUAUAUGGUUCUAAACAUAUUCCAUUGAGUGCACAAAUUAAAUAUUUGAAAACUUCUGAAAAACCAAAGCCAACUGCAAAAUUCAAUGUUGAAGAUCAGAAAAAUACUCCUAAAAAGGUCAUUGCAAAUUCAAAUAAAUCUGCAGGUAUUGUUAUUGAAGAUAAAAAUCAAAGUAUUACAUCAAAAAAUGAUAAAUCUGGUAGCAGUGAUAAUUUAAGUUUAUGGUCUGUUCCUGAAGAUAUAAAGCAAAUUCUAUAUGGCUCUAACUGUGAAAAUGUGGAAUUGAGCUACACAAGCAAAGAAGAAAUUUCAAGUUUAAUUGAAGAUGAAAUAAGUAUUAAAAGUGAUAUAUCUUCUUUAAAUGAAAAGUAUUGAAUGCCAUAUUUAUUUUAUAGAAUUGCCAAAUCAUUAUAUUUUUUAAAAUAUUGACUAAAAAUAUUAUUGCACAAUAUUAAAUAUAUUUUGUCAUACAGAUUUAUUCUUAAACUGUUUUUACCAAAGCUUUUAGCACAAUUUUUAUGUAUGUUGUUAUUGUUUGAUUGCAUAUUGAUGUAUAUUGUUCCCUAUAUUAUGAAUACUGUUAGGCAGCUUGUAUACAUUUGUUUUUAAUCAUCUCUGUUAAUUUUAUGUAUAUAAUAAAAUUAAAUUUGUCUAA